AUGAAUAGAUUAAUGGGUCCUCUAAGUAAUUCAACUAUUCGUGUUGUGGGUGUAUCGGGUCAAACAGAGGAAAGGGCAUUCUUGAGGCCACUGGAUAUUAAAUUUAGAGGAAAGCAAUUGGAUCAUCAGUUUCUUUACAUGCCUAAUAGUCCAGAAUGUUUACUGGGGAGAGAUUUGUUGUCCUCUUUACAAGCCACGAUUGUGUUUGAAAAGGGUAGAGUCAAAUUAGAAAUCCCGGAAGAAAAUGUAGCACAGAUAUUUGCUGUAAAUGAAAUAGAAACAGAAGCAAUUCCUCAAGAAAUAGAGCAUGCAGUCGUCCCUUGGGUAUGGGAGACUGGGACCCCAGGAUUGUCCAAAGCAGCAACCCCAGUAGUAAUAGAGCUCAAGGAGGGAGCACAGCCAGUACGAGUAAGUUUAGAAGCAAGAAAAGGGGUAGCACCUCUAAUCGAACAGUUUGUGGCUCUUGGAAUAUUAGAAGAGUGUGAAUCAGAAUUUAAUACACCAAUUUUUCCAGUCAAGAAACCAAAUGGAAAAUAUAGGUUGGUACAGGAUUUAAGGGCAAUCAAUCUUUUAACCAAAGACAUUCACCCAGUGGUAGCAAAUCCAUACACCCUGUUAACAUCUGUUUCUGAGAGAUUUCAGUGGUUUUCGGUAAUAGAUCUGAAAGAUGUAUUCUUCUGCAUCUGAUUGGCACCGGAAAGUUGGCACCUCUUUGCUUUUGAGUGGGAAGACCCCGACACUGGAAGAAAAAGGCAACUCACUUGGACGCGGCUGCCACAAGGAUUCAAAUCCUCACCUACAAUAUUUGGUAAUCAAUUAGCGAAAGAACUCGAGCAUUGGAAGACAACUCAGGUAAAAGACUCUCCUUUCUCUUACAUAGUACUGCAGCAUGUAGAUGACAUUCUUCUGGGCACUGAAGAACGAAAGAUGUGUUGUAAGCUGACCAUUGAACUGUUAAACAUGUUAGGUCAAGCAGGUUAUCGGGUCUCGAAGGAAAAGGCCCAACUGGUUAAACAGAAGGUUAUCUACUUAGGUUGUGAGAUUUCUCAAGGCGUCCGGCGGCUAGGGGCAAACAGAGUACAAGCCAUUUGUGCUAUCCCAGUCCCACGGAAUAAUCAAGAAUUAAGGUCUUUUCUAGGAAUGAUUGGCUGGUGUCGACUAUGGAUUCCUGACUUCGGACUCCUUGCUAGACCACUGUACGAAGCAGUAAAGGAGCCGCAGUUAAUCUGGAAACCAGCACAGGAAAAAGCGUUCCAUCAACUGAAGAAAGCCUUGCGGGAAGCACCUGCCCUGGGAUUGCCCGACUUGACUAAAGAUUUCCAACUGUAUGUCUGUGAAAGACAACGAUUGGCUUUGGGAGUACUCACUCAACGACUGGGAUCUUGGAAGAGGCCUGUCGGGUACUUCUCAAAACAAUUGGACAAUGUAAGUGGGGGAUGGCCUGGGUGCCUCAGGGCGGUGGCUGCAACAGUGAUACUAAUUCAGGAAGCACGUAAACUGACACUGGGAAGGCAUAUCACAGUUUACGUACCACAUAUGGUUAUUGCAGUCCUGGAACAGAAAGGGGGGCAUUGGCUCUCCUCUAGCAGAAUGUUGCAAUACCAGGCCUUGCUCAGAGAACAGGAUGACAUUGAAUUAAAAGUCACUAACCAUCUCAAUCCAGCUGAGUUUCUCAGGUCCACACGGGAAGAGGGAAUCCUGGAACAUGACUGCAUGGAGACUAUUGAGCAUGUCUAUGCAAGUCGGAAGGAUCUGAAGGACGAACCGCUGGAGGAACCCAGAUUGGAAUUGUUCACAGAUGGAUCAAGCUUUGUGGAGAACGGAACCAGGUAUGCGGGGUAUGCAGUGGUUACCUUACAGGAAAUCAUAGAAGCAAAAGCACUACCCCCAGGAACAUCUGCACAAAAGGCUGAAAUCUGGGCCCUGGUAAGAGCCCUGAUUCUGAGUCAAGGAAGAAGGGUGAACAUAUGGACUGACUCUAAAUAUGCCUUUGGAGUAGUCCAUGUACACGGAGCAUUGUGGAAGGAGAGAGGAUUACUUACUUCCCAAGGCUCAACCAUAAAGCAUCGAGAAGAAGUACUGCAGCUCCUGGAGGUUAUACAUCGACCAUCAGCCGUGGCAAUAAUGCACGUAAAAGGACAUCAGACUAAUUCGGAACCCGAGUCUCAAGGAAAUAGACUGGCAGAUCAAGCAGCACGACGAGCAGCUACAGAGACAUGGACUCAAAUGGCUUUGCUGCCAACUCGUGAUAACCCAGCAGCAGUGCACAUGGAAGAGAAACCCCAUUAUACACCAGAGGAUGAAAAAUUGGCCCAAAUGAUGGAAGCAAAGAAAAAUGUAAAAGGGUGGUAUAUUACCCCUACUGGACAGGUAAUACUACCAAUCAGAAUAAUGAAAACAGUACUUGAAAUCGAACAUGUACCUGAAGGAACGAAUGUCAAUCUGACUUGUUCUUUUUCUGAUGACCAGGGAGCUGGAUUAGAGGAAGUACAUGCUGGGUGGCGAUGGAUGGAUCAGGACCAGGACCAAGUUAUGACAGAUGGUGUGACUACGUGUCUUUUAGGAAUAAUUGUAAAGGAAGGACAACACACUCGUCGAAUCAUGAUGACAUUGACUCGGAAAGAAGUUAUUCUUCCGAACAGUGAUUCCCCUCCAGCAAUUCAAGAGACGAGGAUAUAG
Myiozetetes cayanensis is the source of this 2679-nucleotide messenger RNA. RefSeq lists its product as uncharacterized. NCBI's taxonomy places the organism in Eukaryota, Metazoa, Chordata, Aves, Passeriformes, Tyrannidae. Gene Ontology annotation, molecular function: nucleic acid binding; RNA-DNA hybrid ribonuclease activity. The record is from RefSeq and is a predicted model, not a curated record.